Molecule: messenger RNA, 948 nt
Organism: Impatiens glandulifera
Lineage: Eukaryota; Viridiplantae; Streptophyta; Magnoliopsida; Ericales; Balsaminaceae
Exons: 1
Coding region: 1-948 (315 amino acids)
Source: RefSeq, a predicted model, not a curated record
AUGGAUCCCUCACAAGAAAAGCUCCAAAAUGAUCAUGAUCUGACCAUAGCACACAUCAUAAAAGAGACAACAAGAAUACCUACAAAAUCACCUAAAACAUUCUUCCUCGUAACCCUAACCCUAAUUCUCCCCCUUUCCCUAGCCAUGAUAGCCAAUUCCAUUUUCACAUUUCCCGUAUUUCUCCUAACUCAUAUAACCCACCCCAUAAGAUUCUUCUUCUUAUACGACAUCUAUCAUAUAAUCCUCAUCGCACUCUCAAUCCUCUCCACAUCUGCUGUUGUUUUCAUCUCAGCUUCCAUUUACACUUCCAAGCCCGUUUCUUUCUCAUCCACAAUGUCCGCUAUUCCAAACUUGUUCGCACGCCUCUUUAAGACCUUCCUCUACAUUUCUCUCGUAUUCUCUCUUCACAACCUGCUAUUGAUCCUUUUUGUUCAUCUUGCCAUAAUCGCCGAAGAAACCUAUAGCAGUUUACUCACUACCUUUGUCAUACUCGCUGUAGCAGUUGUACUUAUGCAGGUUCAAAUUUACAUUACUGCAUUGAGUUCUAUGGCUAGUGCGGUUUCUGUUCUUGAACCUGUUAAUGGAUUCUGUGCAUUUAAGAAAAGUUACCAGCUUUUGAAGGGAAAAACAGCGAUGAUUUUCUAUUUGAUGCAUUCUUAUGUCUUUUUUUCUUUUUGUGUGAAUCUCUUUUCGGGAACUGCGGUGAUUGGUCGGGGAGUUGAAUGCAGUUUGGUGUUUAGGAUUGUUUUUGGUGGAUUUUUGGUUGGUUUACUUGUGGUUUUGAAUUUGUAUGGUUUAGUGAUGAUAAGUGUGUUUUAUUAUGUUUGCAAGAGUUAUCAUUGCGAAACAAUUGAUAAGACUGCACUUUUUGAUCAUCUUGGGGAAUAUGUGCCUUUGACAAGUACAAGUACUACUAGUAGUAGUACCAUUCAAAUGGAGGUUGUAUAG